AUGGAUAAGUUGGUGGUGACUGCAAAGCCAGUCGUCGAGACGGUGCUGGGUCGGUUUGCGUGGGCCUCGCGGCCUCAUCAUCACAUACAGGUUCGCCAAAAGAAGAAGCCGCCACAGUGCACCGGACACCGCGGAAUCAAGCUGGGAAGUCAGAACUGUGAGCUGGCGGAGGAGAUCUGUGCAAUUGGUGGACAGUUUCCAGAACUCUCGGCAGGGCCGAUCUCACUGGACUUGCUGAGUAUCGUCCUCAAGGCGAAGGAAGAUGGCAAAUUGAAGGCUGCUGCUGGCUGCGGAACUGGCCACCUCCCACGGGUCCAGCCAAAUGUCGAUGCUCAGGUCAAAAACUGGGCUACAGCUGCAGAUGCGACGCAGAUGGCUUCCAAAGGAGAAGCGAGAAGCCAAGGCAAAGGUAACCAGCGCCAGACCAAGGGCAAAGGCAAGGAAGGACACGGCAAAGGCAAAAGCAAGGCGAGAGGGAAGAGCAAGGACAUGGCCAAAGGUGGAGACGCAAGCAGGGAAGAAGGGGCUCCUGCUCAAGUGCAGCACCAGCGCUCAGCAGACUCGAAGGGCAAGGCGAAGGGCUCCGGCAAAAAGGGCUCCAAGGGCAAGGCGAAGAAGACCAGGCAGGCUAAGCUGACGGCUGAAGAAGAGGACAUGAAUCUCAUGCAGAGUGGAGCCAACAGCUGGAAGGAGGGCAGGCAGCAUUCCGCCUUCUUACGCUUCUUGUACAUGAGUACGGCUUCAAGCAAAGAAGAGACAAGCACCGUUUACCAGCUCGCCCUUCGAGUCGCACUCGGGCGCGGACUGCUGCGGAUGCAGGCGGCAUUUGAGUCGCAGGGCUCCAGGACAGUUGCAGAGUCCCGGGAGUGUGAGGCUCUCGGGCUGGUCCUCCUCGUCCUUCGAGUUUCAGGGGUAUUUCUGGAUGGUGAUGCUGGGCACAAAGCUGCUCUGAAGAUCGACGAGGAGCCGCAUGACUCAGGAUCUGUCUUGGUCCAGCUGAAUGCGACGGUGAAGCGGGGAGCGAAGCCAAAUGAGACAGAACCGGCGGUGGUACACACCCAGAAGAUUGAACAGACCAUCAAGGACUCUGUCACAACCAAGAAGGGCAAAAUUGCUCGUGAGACCAGCACCAAAGGCAAUGGCACCGAGUCUGCAACAGAAUCAGACGCCUUGGAGAACGGGACCCAGGUCGACGAGCACACGGCCUUUGCUCACGCGCACUACCAACAGAAUGCAACAAAUGGGACCGACAUUUCUGUCGUUGUCCGGAUCGCGGAGCCGAAUCAAGUCAUCACCCUGUACCUGCUCAUCUUCGUUCCGCUUGCAAUGGCUUGGACCUACUACUACUAUCGAGGCUCAGAGGGUACUUCGCCCCAGCAGCUCUACCUGCUUCUGCUGCAGCUCAGUGUUGCGGCCCUGACCCUGGGCACGACUCUGGUGAACCAGUCACUUUGCGUUCUGAUGAAGGCGCCGAUGGCGCUCACAGCUAUGCAAAGUGUGUCUAUGAUUGUCUUCGGUGCUGGUCUCACCACUGUGCACUUCUGCAGAAGCGAAUCCAGGCCCACUUUCAGUGCCUUGCGAAAAGACUUGACGCUUUGGCUGCCAGCUGCGUCAGCUUUUGGUGUCUAUCAGCUAGCUGACCACUUCGAGGCCAAUUUUUGCUCGCUCUCGGAGCGAACAGUCUUCGGAAAUUUGGCACCCGUCUUGGGUCUAUUUCUUGAACUGAGCCUCGCAUCCUUCAUGCAACCGCGAGCAUCCGAGAAAGCAUCUGCCAACUUGUCGUCCAAGAUGGCGCUGGCCGCCAAAGUUUUCGGAGCGACAAUCUUCGCGCUGCAGUAUCCAGACUUCAAUGCCAGAGGCAUGGAGGUGUCAACGUAUUAUGUCAUCUCCAUGGUGAUCUACAGACUCGUGCAACGUUGUAUUUUGGGCCAUGUGAAGAGCCCUCUCGCUGUGCUUACCGCAACUGACGGUAUUGUCUGCUUCGUGAUCGCGGGAUGCCUGAGCAGAAGCGAGGUUGAUGAUAUGUCUUAUUCUCUGCAUCUGUGGUGGAGCAACGGAUCCAUAAGAACGAUGCUCGCUUUAUCCUGCGUGGCCUUCAGUCUCGGACACUGGGCCACUCUGCACCUUGUGAAUACAGACACGGCCACGGCGGUGAUGGUUAUUGGCAAUAUCGCCAGUGGCUUCAGCGUAUUUCAAGGCAUUCUGUUUUUCCAUGAUGAUGACUUUCAGCGGCCCGUUGCCUUUGCCGGAAUCCUGAUUGUGAUUUUUGCCGGCAUCUGGUGGACGAUUAACCAAAGCAUGGGUGCCACCGACAACGGUGAAAAGCAGACAGACGACGGCGCUGUUGCGGUGUCUGCUCCGGAAGACGGUCAGUGA
Symbiodinium sp. CCMP2592 is the source of this 2376-nucleotide messenger RNA. Lineage: Eukaryota; Dinophyceae; Suessiales; Symbiodiniaceae. The record is from the annotation of a GenBank genome assembly.